Cyprinus carpio (common carp) is the source of this 1562-nucleotide messenger RNA. Its product is annotated as C-C motif chemokine 20-like. The record is from RefSeq and is a predicted model, not a curated record. Gene Ontology annotation, biological process: cellular response to tumor necrosis factor; immune response; lymphocyte chemotaxis. Lineage: Eukaryota; Metazoa; Chordata; Actinopteri; Cypriniformes; Cyprinidae. Gene Ontology annotation, cellular component: extracellular region. Gene Ontology annotation, molecular function: chemokine activity; CCR chemokine receptor binding.
UAUGGAAACAGGAAGUAGAUUACAUUUCCAACUGUCUCACACACCUGCCCCGACCGCAGCGUAUAUCCACAUCAGAAGAGUUUCAUUCGGGGAGUGAACAUAAAUUCCAAAGGGUGGGGGAAAUUCCAAAUGAAGGUUUAAAUUGAGUGUUCAUCAAAAGCUCUUCAGAACGUUUUCUGUGUGGAUUACCACUCUCUUAACAACACUUAAACACUUUAUGAGAUACUGGAGCGCUUCCAAAGAACCAAAGAUGGCUUGCCUUAAAAUCUACACUUUGAGUUUCCUCAUACUCAUCGCUUUUUUUGUGGAGACAGAUGCAGUGAGUUGCUGUCUUAGUUACACGAAGCACCCUCGACGCUGUGGAAUUCUGAAAGGCUACAUUAUCCAAAACAUGACUGGCAGCUGUGAUCUUGCAGCAAUAAUCUUCCAAACUGAGAAAGGAAAAUCUAUCUGCGCUGACCCAGCACAGAAUUGGACACAGAAGAGAGUUGCAUGUCUGAAGAUGAAGGCAGCAAGAGUGAAGACUGGCGGUUUUUAAUGUUUUAAGAACACCAAAAAGCAGAGGCUCUUCUGGAGUUUUCCUCUUUAAAAAAGAGAACUUAUUUUCUUUAUAUUGGCAUCACUUAAAUGCACUUUCUUGUACAGAGUAUUUAUGGAGGGAAAAUACAAGGCAGCUUUACUACACUGUGGAUUUUAGGCCUCUUGUUGUUUUUUAAACUAUGCAAAAUAUUUUAGUUAACUCACUAACCAAGUUCACAAUUUUUACUAAUUCAAAUACUAUUUAAAUGUCAUCUAUAAAGACUAAUAUAGGCAAAGGAAUUAUAUAUUUGAUAUCGUUCACAAAUGGUUUUUAAGGGUGGAUGUAUUUUGAGCUUUGUUUUGUGGAAUGGCCCCUUUGGUUAGUCAGUGCUGCCCUCUACUGUUAAAGCUAUGCCAGUAUGACAAAGUAGGAAAUGUUUUUCCAUCUUUAAAACUUAAUUUAUACAUUUUAUACAAUUGUAUAUAUAAAUUGUUUUUGUUUUCUGUUACGUUUCACUUAUAUGUGUUUUUAAAUAAAGGUCACCAAAAUGAAAACACAAACUAACUUUACUAUGGAUUUUCAGGUCUCUGUUGUUUUUUAACAACUUAUUUAUAGGGCAAAAUAUUUCAGAACUCUAUGUAUUGAAAAAGGUUUAUUAUUAACUCACUAAUUCAAUUCACAAUUUAUUCAUUCAUUUAUAUGUACUGAUUAAAAAAAAAAAAAAAAAACUUUUAAAUGUACUCAUUAUUGUGCUCAAUACAUCACAGUAAUCCACAUGACUCCAGUCGAUCAAAUGGCAUAUUAAGAAGCAAAAAGCUAUGUGUUUGUAAGAAACAAAGUAAUCUUAAAGACAUUUUUAACUUCAAACUGUUGCUGGACUGAAGUCAUAUGAAUUACUUGUGAAUUAUUGUGAUGUUUUUAUCAGCUGAUUGGACUCUGACGGCAUCUAUUCACUGCAAAUGAUCCAUUGGUGAGCAAGCGAUGUAAUCUUGUGCACACCAUGUGCCAAGCAUGUCAUCAAAUUAAAAUGAGGGUACAAUCA